Molecule: messenger RNA, 4976 nt
Organism: Artibeus jamaicensis (Jamaican fruit-eating bat)
Lineage: Eukaryota; Metazoa; Chordata; Mammalia; Chiroptera; Phyllostomidae
Gene: PPM1F
Product: protein phosphatase, Mg2+/Mn2+ dependent 1F
Exons: 8
Coding region: 156-1547 (463 amino acids)
Biological process (GO): protein dephosphorylation; negative regulation of protein kinase activity
Cellular component (GO): cytosol
Molecular function (GO): protein serine/threonine phosphatase activity; cation binding
Source: RefSeq, a predicted model, not a curated record
GGCCGGAGCUGCGGGCUGAGCGCGGAGCGGCAGAUUGGCACGUGAGGCCCGCGGGGACCUGGGGGUGAGGAGACCCUUGGAACGGGAUUGCGGGGCUGACGGCAUUGGGUGCAUGACUGGAACCCUGCCAGCAGUCCCCUCGGGAUGCUCUGGGCAUGGCCUCUGGAGCCCCCGAGCAGAGCAGCUGGAUAGCAGAGGAGACCCCCAGCUUCCUGGACGAGUUCCUCCGCGACUUCCCAGCCCCACUGAGCCCAGAGAGCCCUUUGCCGUGGAAGGUCCCAGGGACAGCGCUGAGCCAGGAGGAGGUGGAGGGCGAGCUGGCCGAGCUGGCGGUGGGCUUCCUGAGCAACAGGAAUGCUCCACCACCACUUGCUUCAUCUCUGGCCCAUGAAGCAAUUUCCCAGCUGCUGCAGACAGACCUUUCUGAAUUCAGGACAUUGCCCAGGCAGGAGGAGGAGGAGGAGGACAACGAGGAAGUGGAGGAGCAGAAGGCCCCUGUGACCUUGCUGGACACCAAGGGCCUGGCGUGGAGCUUCUUUAACCGUCUCUGGGAAGUAUGCAGCCAUUGGCAGAAGCAGGUGCCCUCGACAGCCCGGGUUCUGCCACGGCAGUGGCUGGUCUCCAUUCACGCCAUCCGGAACACUCGCCGCAGGAUGGAGGACCGGCAUGUAUGCCUUCCUGCCUUCAACCAGCUCUUCGGCCUGUCCGACCCUGUGGACCGCGCCUACUUUGCAGUGUUUGAUGGUCACGGGGGAGUGGAUGCCGCGAGGUACGCUGCCGUGCAUGUACACGCCAACGCGGCUCACCAGCCGGAGCUGCGCACAGACCCUGCGGAAGCCCUCAGAGAAGCUUUCUGGCGCACCGAUGAGAUGUUCCUCAGGAAAGCCAAGCGCGAGCGACUGCAGAGCGGAACCACAGGUGUGUGCGCGCUCAUCGCAGGAGAGACCCUGCACGUCGCCUGGCUCGGGGACUCCCAGGUUAUCCUGGUACAGCAGGGACAGGUAGUGAAGCUGAUGGAGCCACAUAGACCCGAGCGACAGGACGAGAAGGAGCGCAUCGAAGCGCUGGGGGGCUUCGUGUCUCACACGGACUGCUGGAGAGUCAACGGGACCCUGGCUGUCUCCAGAGCCAUUGGGGAUGUCUUCCAGAAGCCCUAUGUGUCUGGAGAGGCAGACGCGGCCUCCCGGGAGCUGACCGGCUCUGAGGACUACCUACUACUGGCUUGUGAUGGCUUCUUUGACGUAGUCGCCCACCAGGAGGUUGCCGGCCUUGUGCAGAGCCACCUGGUCCGGCAGCAGGGCAGUGGGCUGCGUGUCGCUGAGGAGCUGGUGGCUGCAGCCCGGGAGCGGGGCUCCCAUGACAACAUCACGGUCAUGGUGGUCUUCUUCAGGGAUCCCCAAGACCUGCUGGAGGGUGGUGUCCAGGGGGCUGGGGACUCCCAGAGAGACCGGAGAAGUCAGGCCGUGCCCUCUGACCUCUCAGAGUCAGAGAGCAAUGCUCCGUGGAGAAGUGAGGAGGCCCAGGCCCCCGGUGGUCCCUGCCUGUAACCCCACCCCUCAGAUGUCCUAGGACCCGACGGGUAGUGGUGGCAAGCGGGCACCACCCAAGCAGUGCUUUCCCCUAGGAUUCCCGAGUCCUCACACUGCUCCCACUGGUCCGUCCGGACCGCUGCGGAGAUGUGCGGGACGGUGGCAUCAUGCCUUGCUCAUGACGGGCAGUAGAACAAAGGAGUCCUCACCAAAGCGAAAAUGACCCGGGAACUGGACUGGCUCUUGCUCCCCAUGGGGCAGGGGUGGAACCAGAGGCCACAGUCACUGACUGCAGCCAGACCAAAGACACCGGGCAGCAGGACACUGUGUGGGCCCUUGGGCAGACCCAGGGUGCCCGAUGCAGGUUUCUCACCCAUUCCUCGUCGGCCUCAGCGGUGGGCUUCAUGUCUGCAGACACGCCUGGCGGGGCCUGGCUGGUGGAGCUUGCUCCCCAAACAGGAGAGGAUCGGGGAUCGGGUCUGCGGCAGUCACCCGCCUGCAUCAUGGCAGCCGUGACGUGUGGCUCUGGCCUCACUGGCCCCUCUCGUCCUCCACACACCCCGGGAGGGGAAGCUCAGAGAUGCUACACUUGUCUGUUGUGUGCCAACCCCCCUCUUCCCGCCCGGGGAAAAGUCCAAUUCGGAAAAGCAGUAUUUCAGGUUUUGUCUUUGUUCCAUCAGUGCCAGGGGGACCUGUUUGUCUAAUAAGCAGAGCUUAGCAUUUAUUUUAUUCCUUAGAAAACUUAACGUAUUGAUAUUUUUUAGGGGAAACUUUUUUUGCAGUAUUACCAAUUUUUUUUUUCUUAAAUCAAGAUUGAAACAAAAAUCUUUCCAGGUAGUGUUAAUAAGCCAUUCAAGUGCCUUAAACAGUUUUAGGUAAGGCUGGACCUGCCAGGCCUGGGAUGGGCUCUUAAUAGGCACAUUUAAGUUUCCACAAAAGCGGGAUUGAUUUUGUGACAGUGGAUGGUUUAGGCUAGAAUUCUUCCCAGGAGAGUGACAUUCCACUGGCAGCAAAGUGGCUGGUCCCUAAGAACGUGGGCUGUGCGGCAUGGCCCAGGCCAGACCACGGGGCUCCGGGAGCUCAGGGUGACCCUGGCCCCUGCCUGAUCCCCACCUUCCUUGGCUCUGCCACUUGGUAUCUGGCUGGACCUUAGGCUGAGAGCCUGAACUCCAUGAGCAGGCAGAGCCUUGCUGCUGUUUGGAAUGUUCCAGAAUGUCCUGUGUGUUGGUAGUUGGAUUGGUUUCAUUCAGAAACACAUGAAAGAGGCUCUGGCAAGUCUGGUGUAGCUGGUGGGUCUGUUUGGAGGCAGCCGAGUGCAGCCAGGAGUCUGUCCCACCCACCCAGCCCUUGCCCCUCUUUCUGCCAACAGCUGGUGGCCCCUGCUGCCUUGCUGUGUCUGCCUGCAGCAUUGCCUGUCUGUGAGAGAGCGUGUCCGGGUCCCCGACUGCUCUGGGAAGGCGAAGCUCACGGUGGGGAUGAUACAACUGUGUGGAGUAGAGAGUGGUGGUCUAAGCAGGGCAGUGAGCGGCUUAACCGAGGCCCUGGCAGGGUGUUCCCUGGGCGCUGGGCAGUGGGAGGAAGCUUGGUGCCAGGGCCCCACGCCAGGAGGUGCAGAGGGAGCAUUCCGAGUCCACUACAGCAGCAGGGCCCCAGAUCGGUCCGCGCAGGGAGCCCCCAAUCCCAGUGGCACUGAGGGGAGUCCCAGGGAAGGAUAGGAGCCUUGGGGGGCCACUGCCUGAAGGCUGACUCUACCCCUUUCCUAGAGCAGGACGAAGACACUGAGGCCAUGUAGUCAAUGCCUUGCUUGGGCCUCGUGAUAAAGCAUCUUAGACACAGGCACUGCUGUUCAGAGAAAGUUCGGCAGCCAGCAUGACCAAGUGUUGCCCCAUUUCACUCGAAGGCCCCCACUGCCUUCUGGGGGUCAGAAGCCCCUUUGUCAGCCCCUCCCAGCACAAGACUCGGUGUGGCCCCACCCUUUACUUACAGCCUGGCAUCCUGAGGGCGUGGCCUGACUGGAAGGAGGGGGCAGUGGGCUCGGUUUUUUUCCUCUUUUAUUUGCUGAUCUUAUUCCAUUGAUUGCUGCCAAGAGAGAAGCUUCGCUGUGUGGGGUCUGGAUUACACCACUUAAUGGUCUGCUUUGUGCCCUGGCUGGAGGCUCCACCAGGACAUUUCUCCAGGCUUGUCCUGCUGUCUUUCUGACCCCCAGCCAGGCUGCUGGGCUCCAAGCCUGAACCCCAGCCCCACCGCCAGCAGAGGUCUUUGCGGUCUGGCCGGCCUGGCAGCCCAAAGAGUCUGUGUUCUCUUGCUGCGGCCCUAGGCACAGAGCGGUUCUUUUCCAUUGGGACUGGCUGCAGGGGGAGCCACUGGGAGACCCUCAACCUCUGAGCAGCUGGCUCCACUUCCUCUUCAGUUCCCAAGAGGGCUCCUAGCUGAGACACUGGUCUGGAAACCUUGAUCCCCCUCUCAAGUCCCAGCUUUGCCACCGGCUCCUUAUGUGAGCUGCAAAAGUCAUUGUACCUCCCUGGGCCUCAGUUUCCCCUUUUUUGGGCACAGUGUUGCACUGAAUUUGCAGCAGCUUCUGGAAUUCUGGAGGAGCAGGGAGGCCCUGGGGCAAACCCAGCACGUCCUGGAGAGAUGCUGCUGAGGACCCCUCCCCCACCACCAGCAGGGUGAUUAAGUAUUACUAGUGUCUAUUCUUAAAACUAAGUGGGUUGGAAAAGAAUUGAGCUACUGAUGCCAGGGCUUUAUGUGGAAUACAAAAGCUGGAGAACUCUAGCUCCACUUUUACAGGUAAAGCCGAUCCCAAGUGGGGGUGGGGGUGGGGUGGGAGAGGGGGGCAGGCACAGCGGGGCUCCCCAGGGCAGCUAGUCUAACUACCCACCUGCUGAAAUCCAGAGGUGAACCCAUGACCUCCCCAACCCAGCCUGUCCUCAGCACCCAGGGCUAGGAAAUGGGUGUGCUUUAGGGAGAUAGCAGUAGGUGCCAGGCCGCGGGGAGAAGCAGGGGCUUGCUGAGAUCCUGGAUCCCACCCUCCCUGAGCCCACUGCAGUCCCGCCUCACCCCUUCCCCCAGCUACCUCAGCAGUGUUCCUAGGGCUUCGGGCACAGCUCUGACAGGCCUGGCCUGAUGCCAGCCCUGCGGCAGCCAGGCGGGCUUGUGCAGACUGGGCUGUUUGGUUUGAUCCUGCCCAUAUCCCAGAGGGGCAGCCCCUAGGGCCUGGGCUCUCCUCGGGGGCCCCACAGCUUUGCCAAACUUGCCGCGCUUUGCCGUUCUCACGCUGUGCCAGCCUUGCCAAGGGUUUAUCUGUGCGCAUUUUGUGAGGUUCUGUGGGGGGUAGGGGUCCUUUCUAAGGCCGGGUGGCUAUUACCCUGCCUGCAGGGACCAGAAAGGCCGUCUCCUCCCAGGGCUGCUGUGCUCAAGUGUUAAUAAACCAUGAGUUCUGAAACA